CCGCCGCCGGCCCCGCCGGCCCCCCGCGCGAGAUGAUGGACGGCCGCCUCCUGGAGCACCCGCACGCCCAGUUCGGGGGCUCGCUCGGCGGCGUGGUGGGCUUCCCCUACCCGCUGGGCCACCACCACGUGUACGAGCUGGCCGGCCACCAGCUCCAGACGGCCGCCGCCGCCGCCGCCGCCUCGGUGCCCUUCUCCAUCGACGGGCUCCUGAGCGGCUCGUGCGCCGCCGCCGCCGCCUCGGUGGUCAACCCCACGCCGCUGCUGCCGGCCGCCUGCGGGGUCGGCGGGGACAGCCAGCCGUUCAAGCUCUCAGACUCGGGGGACCCGGACAAGGAGAGCCCGGGCUGCAAGCGGCGGCGCACCCGCACCAACUUCACGGGCUGGCAGCUGGAGGAGCUGGAGAAGGCGUUCAACGAGAGCCACUACCCCGACGUGUUCAUGCGCGAGGCGCUGGCGCUGCGCCUUGACCUAGUCGAAUCCCGAGUGCAGGUCUGGUUCCAGAACCGCCGGGCCAAGUGGAGGAAGAAGGAGAAUACCAAGAAGGGCCCGGGCCGGCCGGCGCACAACUCGCACCCCACCACGUGCAGCGGCGAACCCAUGGACCCCGAGGAGAUCGCACGCAAAGAACUGGAGAAGAUGGAGAAAAAGAAGCGCAAGCACGAGAAGAAGCUACUCAAGACUCAGGGCCGCCAUCUCCACUCUCCCGGCGGUCUGUCUCUUCACAGCGCGCCCAGCUCAGACAGCGACAGCGGCGGCGGCGGCCUGUCCCCGGAGCCGCCCGAGCCGCCGCCUCCCACCGCCGCCGCCGCCGCCGCCAAGGGCCCGGGCGCGCCCGCAGCGCCUGGCGAGCAGCCCGCAGCGCCCGGCACCUGCGACCCCGCCUUCUACCCGAGCCAAAGAAGCGGCGCCGGCGCGCCCGCCGCCCGCCCCGGCCGCCCCGCCGACAAGGACACGGCACCGUGCGCGCCCGGCGCGGCGGCGGAACGCGGGGCGGCCGCCCUGCCCAAGGCCAGCCCGUUCAGCGUGGAGAGCCUCCUGUCUGACUCGCCACCGCGCCGGAAAGCCGGCCCGGCCAACGCCGCCGCGGCCGCGGGGCUGGACUUCGCGCCGGGGCUGCCGUGCGCGCCUCGGACCCUCAUCGGGAAGGGCCACUUUCUGCUCUACCCCAUCACGCAGCCGCUGGGCUUCCUGGUGCCGCAGGCCGCGCUCAAGGGCGCCGCGGGGCCCGAAACGGCGCCCAAGGACGCGCCGCCCGCGCCGCCCGCCGGCUUCCCGGCCUUCCCGGGGCCCGAAGCCGCCGCCGCCGCCGCCUCUCCGGGCGCCACCGUCCCGGCGUCCUUCCGGGACGCGGCGGCCGAGGGCGGCGGCGCGGACGGCGGCGACGGAGCGGACCCGGGGCCCGCCUGCUCGGCCGUCCCGCCGCCCCCGACGCUCGCGCCGCCGCCGCCGCCCCCCCCCGCAGGGGAGCCCGGGGGCCCGGAGCCCGGCGGCGCAGGGGGCCCCGGCGCGCCCGAGGCGGAGGAGGUGGACAUGGACUGA
Messenger RNA from Sorex fumeus (smoky shrew), 1541 nucleotides. RefSeq names its product UNC homeobox (gene UNCX). The record is from RefSeq and is a predicted model, not a curated record. Gene Ontology annotation, molecular function: sequence-specific double-stranded DNA binding; DNA-binding transcription factor activity, RNA polymerase II-specific. Gene Ontology annotation, biological process: regulation of DNA-templated transcription. Lineage: Eukaryota; Metazoa; Chordata; Mammalia; Eulipotyphla; Soricidae. The transcript is spliced from 4 exons. The coding region runs from base 33 to 1541 and encodes 502 amino acids.